AUGGUUUCUAUCUGGAUUGCCUUCCUCUCUGCGUUUGCUGCUGCAGUCAGCGCUGCGCCAACCGCCAUUGCCGACAACAAUGAUGCUACCCUCAACAUCACCGACACCUUGGAUCGCAACCUCCGCAACGGCGAAAUUAUCGUUUUCGGAACGGGUGGUCGAACUGCCAUCAUCACCCAGGACACCUGGAAACUUUUAUUAAAGGUUGAGGGCAUUGAGGCUGAGACUCCAGAGAUUGACCAUGAUUUCCUUAGAUCUGGUGAUGAGUUCUCGGAGAUAUCCGUGAAUCACACUGAUCUCGCGCUUGGAAAACGUGACUGCAACAGCAACUAUCAGACCGUUGUUGAUCGCACUCAGCGCUUUGUUGACUGGGAUGUCCAAAUGUCUCCUGUUGUAAUCGGCGCUGGCAGUAAGGGUAUUGACAUUACCAUUUCCAAGUCAUACUCGAUUGCGAACAGCGUCCAGGUUUCUGCUGGUAUUGAUCUUGGUCUCAUCAAGGACCGACUCAAAACUAGCUUUGGGAUCAAUUACUCGCGUACUUGGACGACGACCCAGGGCUACCUCAUUCGCGGCACCGUCGAUAAUGGCUACACUGGUGUCGUUAUUACUCGCCCCUGGACCAACCGUAAAUACGGUCGCACCUUCCAGGGUUGCGUUGGAAGCCUCCGACAGACUGGAACUUUCAUGGCUGACAGCCACGAGGACGGCUCCUACGAGGGCGUUACUUGGGUCGGUGGUGCCAUUACUGCCUGCAUCAAGAGACAAAACUCCAUCCCAUUGUCUCGGUGUAAUGGUAGCGGCAACUUCCGAUAA
Messenger RNA from Colletotrichum fioriniae, 813 nucleotides. RefSeq lists its product as uncharacterized. Lineage: Eukaryota; Fungi; Ascomycota; Sordariomycetes; Glomerellales; Glomerellaceae. The record is from RefSeq and is a predicted model, not a curated record.